AAGAAGGACAGAGACAGAGGAGAAAGAGAGAGCAGCUAGAAAGGGCAGGCUUUCAUUCAGCUGAGAAACAUGUGCACUGCUCCCCAAGCCCAGUUUCUGUAAACCCAGGGCUGCGAGCAGCAUUGAUCACUGGCUCUCAAUGAGAGGAUUAAUGGGAAUUUGCACAAAGGCUUGGACGCUUACUGGUGCACAGUUGGAAAUCCAUACAGCUGCGUAAUGGGUUACAAAGCAACAUCCUUGUGUUGUGUCUUAAGAUGGCUUUGCUUCAUGCUCCUCUAUUUCUUUAGUGCAGCUCAGGAUGAAGACUUGAGAAGUUGCAGGACUGCACCGUGCGAUUUAGUCUUCAUUCUAGACGGCUCAUGGAGCGUUGAAGACGUGAAUUUUGAAAUAGUAAAGCGAUGGCUCGUCAACAUAACCACAAGUUUCAACAUUGGACAGAAGUUUACACAGGUUGGAGUAGUCCAGUAUAGUGAUGACCCCGUCUUAGAAAUCCCUUUGGGAAAGUUCUCUUCAAACAAAGACCUGAUCAAAGCAAUGGAGUCAAUCGAGUACAUGGGAGGAAACACAAGGACAGGGACGGCCAUUAAGUUUGCCACAGACAAACUGUUUGGCUUGUCUGAGCGGGGCCCUUCAGGCGUCUCUAGAAUUGCCGUUGUUCUCACAGAUGGCAAGUCACAAGAUGAGGUCCUGAAAGCUGCAGAGGCAGCAAGGAAAAAAGGAGUAAUUCUGUUCGCAAUUGGUGUCGGGUCAGAGACAGAGGUGGUGGAGUUGAGGGACAUUGCAAACAAACCAUUUACAACUUAUGUCUUUUCUGUUGAGGACUACAAAGCUAUUUCCAGGAUAAUACAGGUCAUACGGCAGAAACUGUGUGAAGAGAUUGUUUGUCCGGCCAAAAUCGCUGUUGAUUCUCGAGAUGAGAAGGGCUUUGACAUCCUGUUACAUUUAAAUUUGGCUAAAAAAGCCAAAAAGACACAAGGGGCAUUUCAAGGCACGAAAGCCUAUGAAGUGACACCGCGUGUUGACUUGAGUGAAGCUACAAGGACCCUUUUCCCUGAUGGGCUGCCUCCAUCAUAUGUUUUUGUGGCCACGCUGAGGUAUAAAGGAUCGGUGACUAUAGAGGAGUGGGACCUGUGGAGGAUACAAACUCUUGAUGGGAAACCUCAGAUGGCGGUGACCCUGAACGGUCUGGAACGUACCGUCAUGUUCACCACCACCAGCAACUCGCCCAGUGAAACUCAAACUGUCACGUUUUCACAACAGACAGCAAUGCUGUUCGAUGAGAAAUGGCACCAACUGCGACUGCUGGUCACAGAGGAGGACGUUACUCUUUAUGUUGAUGACCUGGAAAUUGAAUCACUAUCACUGGAGCCCUCUGUUGGCAUUUUCAUCAAUGGAAAAACCCAAGUUGGAAAAUAUGUCCAAAAGGACACAACAGUGCCAUUUGAGAUUCAGAAACUACGCAUUUACUGUGACCCUGAGCAGAAUAGCAGAGAGACUGCAUGCGAAAUACCUGGAGUUUGCUCCAACAGCCCUGAUUACUCUGAACCAACUCAAGAACCAUGUGUUUGUCCACCCGGACCUCCUGGACUUCCUGGAAUAAAGGGAGAGCGAGGAGGCACUGGGUUGCCUGGUCAGCCUGGACCUGCUGGUGCUGAUGGUAAGCCUGGUAUUCCUGGGUUUAGAGGAAGUCCAGGGCAACCAGGUCAACCAGGAAUAGAGGGCCCACGAGGACCAGAUGGGUACAAAGGCGAGCAAGGGAGGCCUGGCGUUUCGGUAGGAAGGGUGAGAGGGGUAUACCUGGAUUACCCGGAGUCCCUGGAAAGCCAGGAGAGAAGGGUUCGAUGGGACCACCUGGAAUACCAGGGUUACUGGGGAAAACUGGUCAAAUGGGAGAAAAAGGAAGUAUGGGACCUCCUGGACCACCUGGCUUUCCAGGAGAACCUGGUGCACCUGGAAGAGAUGGAAAGGAUGGAAGUCUGGGGAGAGCUGGUCAAAAGGGGGAAGCUGGAGCCAGAGGUAUUCCUGGUGCUGAUGGAAGGCAAGGCCGUCCUCUGUGAUCCUCAUGAAUUCGACGUUACCACAUCCCACAUCCAUGUAAACAUAAUGAGUGUAAAGAAAGCUAUUCAACUGAAUAAAUACAACUCUAUGAAAUGUUUUAAUCUGUUUCACUCCCAGGGUAUGCCUGGAUUAACUGGAACCAUAGGCCAGAGUGGACAAAAGGGAGAAGCUGGAGAGGCUGGACCACGCGGCUUUAAAGGAUCAACUGGACCACCUGGUGAGAUGGGUUUACCUGGUGUACCUGGUUUAAAAGGACCACCUGGACUCAAGGGGAACAAGGGUGAAAAUGGAAGCCCUGGGACAAAAGGAACACCAGGGCCACUGGGGAGUGAAGGACAACCAGGAAGAGCAGGUGAGCCAGGACACCCAGGCAUGCCAGGCCUAAAAGGAAGCAAGGGACAAAGGGGAAAUCCAGGCGAAAGAGGAGAGAUGGGAAUAAAAGGCGAACAAGGAGAGCACGGUCGGCCAGGUGUUCAGGGGUCACCUGGUUCAGGGGGGGUGAAAGGAGAGAAAGGGACAACAGGGGAUCCGGGGCAGAGAGGACCAGAGGGUCAAGUGGGGCGGCCUGGACAGCCUGGUCAAUCAGGCCUAACUGGCCCCCGAGGGCUGCGGGGAGACACCGGCCCUCCUGGUCCCCCCGGACCUGAAGGAAGAUCAGUGAAUGAAAUGUCAGAGAGUCACAUUCGGCAGAUCUGCAGAGAGAUUCUUCAGACCGAGCUGCCUUCAUUGUUGCUGAGCAACCAGCAAAGUAGCUGUACCAGAUGCCAAAGCCAGCCUGGAUCCCCCGGUCCUCCAGGUCCAACUGGACCCCAGGGAAUUCGAGGUCUUCCGGGACUCAGUGGUCCCAGAGGUCAGCCAGGCCACCCCGGUCGGCCCGGGCAUCCCGGUAUAAACGGCCUCAAAGGAGAACCAGGCAGCAGAGGUGAGGACGGGAGCCCUGGUCGUGUCACGAUUGGAGAUCAAGGGCCACCCGGACCCCCGGGUCCCGUGGGUCCUCAGGGGUACAGCAAACCAGGAACUCCAGGAAAGCCUGGACCGUCCGGUCUGAACGGAGCAGAGGGGAAAAGUGGUCAUCCCGGGCCUCCUGGCCAGCCGGGUGUAUGCGACCCCUCCCUGUGCUAUGGUAGUAUGAUGAGAAGGGAUCCCUACAGCAAAGGCCCAAAUUAUUGACGUAGCGAAGCAUCACUGCAGGCACCAGUCCGAAGCUGAUGCAGAACAAACAGCCAUUCUCAGGAAGAUCUCAUCAUUACAGUUUUUCUCUGUCACAGAAACUCAGUGUACCUCUUCUGACACUUUUAAAGUGAUUUCAGUCAGCAUUUUAGUUUUAGUCUUAUGGUGUUUUGUAAGAUUAUUCAUGCUCAUCCGAGCGCCUUGAACUGUUACGUUAGUGUGGCUGGUACACUUUCCUACAUUGCCCUCUGGUGUUCCUUUACUGCACGUUGCCCUCUUUUAUUUUCACUCCUCAGUCAGUGGGUGCUACACAGUAUCUUUUUUUUAUAAAAACAAAACACAGCAAAAAAAAUGUACAUAAAUGACAAGUUAGCAUUUUUUUAACCAAACUUUAUCUAUGAUAAUGGUAUGUUUCAUCACAGACCUGUGAGUUUGAUUUCCUCCUGCUGAAUAUGAGCUCCUGUAAGCCUGUGUUCUUUUAAAGCGUUCAGUUUUGACCGCUGAGCAUGAAAUCUUUUCACAGCAGCUACUUAAUCUAUUGCCUGCGAUAAAUCGAUGCUUAUCAUCAGUCUACAUUCAACCAAAUGUAUGUUCCCCAGGCUUACUUUUUAAAAAAAAAAUUACUGUAGCAGGUAUUUUAUUGUUAUUUAUAAGAGUGUCAAAAUGGUGUAUUUCAGCUGUGCCAGUGCUUCAACAGCUUUUGUAAUGUUAUUAUUUUGUGGCUUUUGUAUGAUUUGUUUUCUCUCUUUUUUUUAAAAACUAGAAUUAAAAUAUCUUAUUGAUCGAUGAUCUUCGUUUACCACAUAUUUUCCAAAACUUCCACUUGGAAGUUUGAGGCUUACCUCAGCACUGCAUCACAUUACUCAGCUCAUCUGUUUCCAUGGAAACUCCCCGUGCAGGUUCUUCUGCUGAAGUUUCUGUUGAUACUUCAGCGUUCAAAAAGGCCUGAAGCACGAUUGCUGUGGAACAAACGGUCCUCAGCUGGUUCUUCCGAGGAGGACGCCUGUGGGGAACUAGGAUGAGGCUGCUCCAGCUGAAGACUCUCCUCAGUCGCUAAGAGGAGGACCGGAACUAAGAUGCAGGCGCGUCGACUGUCCGCUAGAUGGCGGUAACCCCCCACGCGAGGCAUCGAUCCCAGUGACCAACAUGACCAACAUGUUUGUGGCCGUGGCCCUUGAUCCCAAAUCACAUGAAGAGAAUGAUCGAAUAAAGCUUCUCCAGAUUUCAUUUCUCUCCUAAACGUAUUUGUUACCAUAAUUUAAUUUAUUCAUUUAUACAUCUCCACUCAGAGGGGUAUUUUCUGAGUUAGGGUUGUGGCUUCAUAUUGACUCUUAUAAAAGAAAACUGACUCUAUCUAUUUCCUUUUUAUUGGAUUGGACUCGAUUAAAAUUCUGUCCUACAAUUGCCUAUUUGAUUAUCUAAAUAUAUGUGUUUGUGGACGCAACCCAUGAAAACAAGAAACUUGGCUGGUGUAGUCUCUUCAGUGUUCUCUAUUUCUAUUUGUUACGUUUGUUUCAGUAUUUCAUUGUGUUUUUAAGAAAAAAUACACCGGGGUGAAAGCAGUUGCUGUUGUGGAUGAAUGCAGCUGAAGUUCUCACCUGUAAACACGCGGACUUCAAUAACUUGA
Molecule: messenger RNA, 4855 nt
Organism: Menidia menidia (Atlantic silverside)
Lineage: Eukaryota; Metazoa; Chordata; Actinopteri; Atheriniformes; Atherinopsidae
Source: the annotation of a GenBank genome assembly